AUGUCUCUGCAACAAGUGAUCGAUCUGAACAACACUGCUGUGUGCAGAAUGAAGAAUUCUCACCCCGAAGAUGCCAUCGAGAUGCUAACUCACGCCGUCCGAUGCUACAAGGCAAUGCAAAGUGGCCAAAGCAGUGUCCCCGUCCCGUCAAUAUGUGAUCAAGAGUCUGUCAUCAAUACAUGCUUGAUUCAAGAGCAAGAGUGUUGGAACGAUGAUAUGAAGAUCGAGAGCAACAACCAGUUUGUCUACUACAGUGCUUGCUCGAUUCCAGACACACUUCAACUGGAAUGCGUGGCGCCCAUUGUCGUUUUCAAUUUGGCACUUGCAAGACACUUUCAGGGAAGCCAGAUUCAGACGGACCAUCGUGCGCGAAGACACAUACUGUCAACCGCCACCAGACUAUAUGAAAUUGCUUUUCAUACCUAUCUUGCUGCUGGGGGAUCUCGCUCUGGUCUAAUGGCAAUCGCAAUAACAAACAAUAUUGCUCUAAUAUACAAUGAGUUUGGGGAAUCCGCCCUUGCUAACAAGUGCUUCGAGUUGCUGCACAGUGUUUUAUCACAGCUCUUGAAAAGUGGGGACACAGCCGUGAUGCCAUAUGCUUAUGACUUUCUUCGCAACUUGAUUCCGAUCCAAGGACCCCAAGUCUAUGCUGCCGGCGCGGCAUGA
Cylindrotheca closterium is the source of this 666-nucleotide messenger RNA. The record is from the annotation of a GenBank genome assembly. Lineage: Eukaryota; Bacillariophyta; Bacillariophyceae; Bacillariales; Bacillariaceae.